This is a messenger RNA of Sceloporus undulatus (fence lizard), 5694 nucleotides long. It is a transcript of the gene GYG2, whose product is annotated as glycogenin 2. The record is from RefSeq and is a predicted model, not a curated record. The transcript is spliced from 9 exons. Lineage: Eukaryota; Metazoa; Chordata; Lepidosauria; Squamata; Phrynosomatidae. Gene Ontology annotation, molecular function: glycosyltransferase activity. The coding region runs from base 2766 to 3854 and encodes 362 amino acids. Gene Ontology annotation, cellular component: cytoplasm.
UUUCUUGGAAUGGGAAUUCAAAUAUUAAAUAGAUUUCAACCCCUCCCGACUUUUAACUUCAGAAAAUCUAUGGGGUGGACCAAAUGGGUGCAAAGGAGUGGCCUGGGUCCAUUCCAACUGGAUGUGGUCAGAAUCCUCUUGUCCUCACAGCCCACUCCCAAGGCAGGCUUUGGAUGCAGAGACUGACCAUCUUUUCCCAACUCCUUUUUGCUCUGGUCUUAAGGACCCAGAGCACAACCUCAGCAUGGCUUCUGUCUGCUUUGGAGGCAUGCAUCAUGUAAAUGGCAUGCCUUCAAAGCAGCCAGAAGCUAUUUCAUUUGGCCAGUCUCAAAAUCAGAAAAGGGCUUCCAGCCACUUCUGGGUUAGAGGUUUCUUUGGAUGUGUAUGGGGAGGUUGGUAGUCUCUGAAGACCGUGGAGAAUCCUGGAGCAAAAUAUUGGCUGGCGGAUCUGCCACAUCCUCCCUCUGAUUAAGAUGAUUCUCCAUUGUUCCUGCAGAUUUUUCAAAUCACUCUUUGUGGAAAUACAGUUUAGAAUUGGUAGAAUGCAGAAUUGCCUAUAAUGAAGCAAUUCUUCCUUUUAACUACUAAGAGUUUGUUUGAUGAGCAGCACAUCUGCUUUCAAAGGUAAACAUCCAGUUAUAAUAGUGGAGAAUGCUUUUCAGAUGCAGAAAGAAAAUUACAUGUUUUGCUUUGUUUCCUGAUUUUAAUGCUCAACACCCACUUGCUUUUAAGGAGGAAUUCAUGCUAAAAAAAUAGAUGUAAACAUCCUUAGAAUUUUUUCACAUUACUUACUUGCCAUUGUACCAUGGUCAGUUUGCAAUGUAUGAGAUGUCUUUCCCCCUUUUACAUCCCUGCAUAGUAAUUGGGAUGAAGAAACUGUAGCUAGAUCAUCCCUAAGGAAACUAUAUUACAAAACUGAUGUAGUAAUAUUAUUACAAUGAAGUGAAGACAAAUAUGCUGGUUUUUCAUUACACAACUGUGGAUUAUAGUUCCUAAAUAAAUAAGUAUGCGUAUUUGUCUACAUAUCAAUGUAAUAACAUUGUUGUGCCAGUUUUGUAAUAUUAUUUCAUAUGCUGCUCUGGCUACAUUUCCUUAAUCCCAUUUACUGUCCAGUGCUGUAAAAAAUAAAAGGAAGUGACAUUCCAAGCAUUGCAACCUGCUCCCAACAGUAUAGAUUAUGAUUGCCUGUGAAACUAUUUUGGUGAAAAGGGGAAUGAUACCACAGCAGAGGAAAAGGGGCCAUAGGCACUGCAGUGACAUUGUCUUGCCAGCUCUUGAAUAGCUUGCAAAGCAGCAUGAUCUCUUAACAGAGACAGCUUUUGCUGCUGUCACCUCCUCCUGCUAUUGCUACAUCUUGGUUAAGAAUUACUCCAAUGUAAGUGAGGCUUCCACUUGUGUAAGUCACCAGCAGGAUUCCAACCAGGGACUUAUUAUUUCAUAUCCCAGUAAGCCCAGCAGAAGUGGUUUGGGAAAUCAUAAAACAGUGCAUGAAGACUCUAUGUGGAUCCAACUGUGUGGGACACAUUUUGUGGAAGUAAAUAAGGCAAUUCGAAUCUGUUGCUUACUGCUAUAAUUAUUUUCAAGAUUGAUUACUGUCAUGUGAUACUAAUAAUAGAAUCAUAGAGUUGGAAGAGACCGCAAGGACCAUCCAGUCCAACCCCUUGCCAUGGAGGAACUCACAAUCAAAGCCUCACAUUUGUCAACAAGGCUCAUCAUUGUGCAGAGCGUUCUACAAUUUAAACAUCAGUACUUAAUGUACUGAAACUGAGGAGGAAUGGCCUAGUGCACAAGAGGAUUUGGGGAGUGUGGCCACAGUGUCUAUUGUUAUACUUAUUCUGAUCACUGUUUUGUGUUCUUUGGGAACAUUUGUUGAGGUUUGUUGAUCACUACUAUUCAGCAUGUAUGAAUGAGACUGUAAAUAGCUGUCACACAUAGGCUGGCAUCUUGUUAAUGACUCAUGUGUGUAAAUGUUGCUUAUGGAUGUGUAAGGGGCUGUGCAGACUGCGUCUAAGGGACCACCUGCAGCCGCCUUCACCUGUGCCAGAUUGGGGCUGCAGCAACCAAACGCCACGGCCUCAAUCUGGCCUUUCCAGGGCACAAAAAAGAGUUGCUUUUUGCAGCUCUUUUUUGUGCCCUGAAAAGGAUGUGAUAGCCAUGGUGCUGCAGCUUUAGUUCACAACUUUGAUGCUGCAUUGUGUGGAUGCAGCACCAGAGGAGCCCCGUGAUGCCAUGUGGCGUGGCACAGCAUCAUGCUGCCCUGGGGGCGGAGUUGGGGGGGUGUGUCAUGUGGAUGGCAUGCCUGAACUCCACCUCCAGCCACCUUUAUGGCUGGUCUGCACAGACUCUCUGUCUCUUCUUUUUGGACAGGAUGCAGAGGGCUGCUCUCUUGUCCUUGUACUCUAACCCAAAACUUCCUCUGUCUGGCAGCAAUCAAGCUCUAGAAGGGUCUAUUCCUGCUGUCUCUUAUUUGUGGGUAGGGCAGGGUUUGGGGAGAUGAUUCAGACCAUGACCUGUCUGCUCUGGGCUCUUAGAGGAAGGCAGUCCAUUUGUGAGCACACCCUUAUCCCUCCCACCCUGACCGAGCUGAGACCAUCUCCUUCAUUAUAUGAAUCAGCUCCUUCUCUUCUGUGACAGACCAGGCCUUUGUGACCCUUGCUACUAAUGAUGCUUACUGCCAUGGAGCUUUGGUUCUUGGAGAAUCCUUGAGGAACCACAGAACAACUAGAAGGCUGGCAAUACUAAUUACACCUCAGGUUUCCAGUGCAAUGAGGACUGCCCUCAGCACUGUAUUUGACACAGUGGUUGAUGUGAAUGAAAUUGACAGCAAUGACUCAGUGCACUUGGCUCUACUGAAGAGGCUGGAACUGGGUGUAACCUUUACCAAACUUCAUUGCUGGACUCUUAUUCAGUAUAGCAAAUGUGUCUUUAUGGAUGCCGACACAUUGGUACUAUGCAAUAUUGACGAGCUGUUCGACCGGGAGGAAUUCUCAGCAGCUCCAGAUUCUGGUUGGCCAGAUUGUUUUAACAGUGGUGUCUUUGUUUUCCAACCUUCCUUAGAAACCUUUAACCUCCUCCUGCAGUUUGCAAGUGAAAAUGGAAGCUUUGAUGGAGGUGAUCAGGGACUCUUAAACAUGUUCUUUAGCAACUGGGCUACGAAAGACAUUAACAAACACUUGCCAUUUAUCUAUAAUCUAAGCAGUAGUGCUGUCUACAGCUAUGCCCCUGCUUUCCAACAUUAUGGAAAAGAUGCAAAAGUAGUUCAUUUCCUGGGACCAACAAAGCCCUGGAACUACAAAUAUUGUCCGCAGACAAGAACAGUUACAGAGGACGGGUUAGCACCAGUAUCUCCAAGUCAACUGUCAUUCCUUGAACUCUGGUGGAUGACAUACAUUUCAAGGAUUUUACCAUUGCUGAAUGAACUGCAGGAGUCUUCUGAAUCAAAAAUCCAGAUGGAGCAGCGUGAUUCCAGUACAGAUGGCAAUAAAUGUGAAAGUGAAAAUCCCAGCUUUAGCAAUGCUUUGCUAAUCUCAGCAGACAAAGAACAGGUGUCAGAAAUGAUUGAAAGUUUACCUGAUGAGUUAUCUGCUAAAGAUUUUGUACAGGAGGCUGAAUGCAGUUCUGAUGUCCACAUUUCUGAGCCAAGCAAAUCAUCUGCAGCAUCUUUUCUUCAACCUGUUCUUCAGCCAUCCGUGGAAACAAAUAAGGUUACAUGUUCUCUUUCUGAGCUAUCCAUUCAGCCAGAGAAGCCAAGUGCAGAAGCUGAACGAAGAAAAUGGGAGGAAGGCCACAUAGACUAUCUAGGGAAGGAUGCUUUUGAAAACAUUCAAAAGAAGUUAGAUUCCUUUCUAUUAUAGAUCUAGCUUUUCUAUUCAUAUGGAACCUGAUUACUGUUUACAUUUGCUAAUGUCUGUGAAAUCUCCAAGACGCUUGCUGCAUUUUCAAAAUGGCUGCAUUUUCUAAACACAUCAUUGUACGUACUGUGGCAGUAAUUGUUCUUGGAGACUGAAACACAGUGAGCUUGUAAAACUGCCUUAUACUGAGUGAGACCAUUGGUUCAUCUCAUCCAUACUAUUCUGCUAGUUAGCAAGCUACAUACUCUUCUUGGCCUUGCUGCCUGAGAAUUUUUUUUAAACUGAAAUGCCAGUUUUAAUGGGGAUAUUUUUUCCAAUGUAAUGGACCAAUGUUAUGUUCUUCAGGAUUCAUUUGCAUUCUCUUUUUUGGGAGACCAACUUCUGAUAGAAUUGACUAGACCUCUUUAUUCAUGUAGCGUGAUGACUCUCAGCUAAAUACAAAACUCUGCUUUUAAUAUCAUUCACAGUAUCUGAUGAAAUGUUCUCAUCUUCAUUUAAAAUAAUGGUAAAACUGCUUUCUACAAAUAAACCAGUCACUACAUUCUGCUCCAAGAAUGGAAAAUGUAUGGCACCAAAUGUGGUUGGAUGGCAACUUCCAUCAGCCCAAGUGUUAUUGGACUGCAACUCCCAUCAGUGUGUUCUUGUGUACCUUUCCUAGUGGGUCAAUAAGGUUUUGGUCUUUGGCUACAAUCUGCUUACUUACCUUGGAAAGAUUCACAUUAAACUCAGUGGUGCUUACUUCAAGCUGAUACAUAUAGGAUUGCACUACGCAUGGUGAAGCAACAGCUUACUGAGAUAGCUUUUGAUUUUCUGUACCCACACGUAUUACUACAGUCAGCCCUCUGUAUUCAUAGACUUUUUUAUGCACAGAUUCAAACAUCCACAGUUAGAAAUAUAUUUCAAAAAUGUAUAAAUUCCAAAAAGCAAACCUUCAUUUUGCCAUUUUAUAUAAGGGACACCAUUUUAUUAUGCUGUUGUAUUUAAUGGGACAUAAGCAUCCAUGCCUUUGGUUCCAGGGGGUCCUGGAACCAAACUCCACUAGAUACCAAGGGCCCACAGUAUAGGGAUUUAGGGUACUUAUAAAUGUCAGAUUAAUUACUAAAGAAUUGUGUGAGUACUGUAUUAUACUUCUUACAACAACAAGAAACUACCUCCCUUCCGAAAAACCCAUAUAAUUUUGUUUGUAUUAAAUUAGAUUUAAUUGAUGUUGAUCUUCUUUCUGUAUUCUUACUCUGAAUGUUAAUUAGGCUGCCAUCCUACUUAACAUUUACCUGGGAAUUAAAUUGCAUUGAAUUCUUGAACUUGCUUUUGUGUAGAAAUGCAUAGACUGUACCACCAUAUUUCCCUGAACAUACUGAUUUCAUCUGGGUUUGGAGGCUAAGCAGCAUCAGGCCUUGUUACUACUUGAUAGAAGACCAUGAGAGAAUAUUGAGGAUCUUCAGAUUGGGUUAGGAAAGGAUCUUGUCUGAAUCCCUAGAAAGCUACUGAUAGAUUUACUGGGCUACUUAGCCCAAGGGUCUGACUUGGUAUAAGGCACCUUCCUUUCCUCCUUUGAUGGUGCUGGUUUAGUUGGAAGGGUCAGAUUCAGAACUGACCAUUUGUUUUCUUUCUAAGUAGGGUUUUCUUUAAUAGUUGCUGAUGCUAGUUUAGUUUUGUAAGCUAUAGGAGGGAGACACUCUUCUUAACAGUAUAUCUGCUUUUCUGUUCACACUUGCUGCCCAGUAAUUCUACUUUGAUAUUGUUUGGUUUCAUAUAUAGCAAAAGAUUGAAAUCCUCUCUAGUCCUACCCUCUUUUUGUAACAUUGUUCAUUACUGAAUAAAAAUUUUAUAUUCUUAAUUUCUA